Messenger RNA from Aspergillus pseudoviridinutans, 1194 nucleotides. RefSeq lists its product as uncharacterized. The record is from RefSeq and is a predicted model, not a curated record. The transcript is spliced from 2 exons. Bases 1 to 1194 code for a protein of 397 amino acids. NCBI's taxonomy places the organism in Eukaryota, Fungi, Ascomycota, Eurotiomycetes, Eurotiales, Aspergillaceae.
AUGACUCUCCAUCUCGCCCGUCAAGCCAACACUUGCACUGGCAGCAAGCAAUGGUAUGUUUGCUCCAAGGGCAACUUCCACGGCUGUUGCUCAGUCGAUCCGUGCAAUACUGGGGUGUGCCCGGAUCAAGAUGGCCAGACUACAUUGUCGAUUGCGACCACUGCAACCACCUCGAAAGCUGCCUCAACUACCACAGCGAGCUCACCAACGACAGCUAUCACCACCGCACCCUCUACAAGCUCGCAGGGAGAUAUCCCAGGCAUCAUUCCGACUCGGACUGUGACUCAGGCUGUUGCACCGGCGACGGGUACUGAUACUGCCGGUGCGAGUUCUGGCCAUGACCACGGCGCAUUGAUCGGGGGUGUUGUGGGAGGCGUACUGGCUUUGAUACUGCUAAGCGGGCUGUUCUUCCUGCUUUAUCGGUCUCGCAAGAAGCGUGGUAAACGCUUCGUUUUGCUCCGCUGGCGUGUCCCUCGUGGCGACAACCAUGAGAACGCGUCAACCGUUGCAAGCAGUAGGGGUCUUGGGGCAGGGAACGAAGGACGAUUACUUGAUGCUCCAGCAUCAAACUGCAACACGCGAGCCAACCCAGUUGUCAACCAAGCCUUACCGGUGCCCGCCUCAGAACCAACAUCCACAACGUCAAAGACCAUAAGCCAAGCGUCCACUCACGCAAACGCAAGCACAAGUAAAACCUCAGCCCCGGCUGAGACAACCCACCACAGCUCCAUGUCCUCGGUACCACUAGCAUCAUCCACAACGAACCACCCCUCCCCCGAUCUCAACCUCAACAUCAGCACAAGCACAAGCACCAGUCCCCAACCACCAGCCCCAGACAGAGCAGACACAACCCCCGAACUCUCAGACACAGGCUUCUACCGCCAACGCGCCGAGCUAGCAGCCUACUCCCAAAGCGAACUCAUCAAUAUCCCUCCCGAGCGCCGGCAGUUGCAGAUUCCCCCUGCGCAGCAUACCAACCCGGAUCCAGACCAGCCGCCUCAGCCACAGCUGCCGUCGAUCAUCACCCCGGACGGGGUUAUCCUGGACGCGAACUUCGAUUAUAGAGUUCCGCGGGACGAUCCGUAUCCUGGUUCUGGGGAGAGGCUGGGCCAUGUGCUUAGCUUUAUGCAUUUUGAGGAGGAAGGACGCAGGGAGGAGUGGAGGAAGAGUUUUGAGAGUGGGACGGGGGUUUGA